This is a messenger RNA of Lethenteron reissneri (Far Eastern brook lamprey), 8719 nucleotides long. Its product is annotated as zinc finger protein 608-like. Gene Ontology annotation, biological process: regulation of transcription by RNA polymerase II. Lineage: Eukaryota; Metazoa; Chordata; Hyperoartia; Petromyzontiformes; Petromyzontidae. Gene Ontology annotation, cellular component: nucleus. The record is from RefSeq and is a predicted model, not a curated record.
GACAGAACGUGGAUCUUAGCGCAGUCGGAAGGUUGAGGCAGUGCCGUGCUGCCCAUAGCAUCGUCUUGUGUGUGUGUGUAUAUGAACGCGGACGGAUGUACGCAUAAGGUCUGAUACAGACGAGGAUAGGAGACGGCUGGACGCAUGGCUUGCAAUCUGCGGUCGCACAAGCAUGUCCGGUGAACACUACGACAGUGGAGAUGACUGGGAAAUCGGAGUGGGCGAUCUGAUCAUUGACCUCGACGCCGACUUGGAAAAGGAUCGUCAGCAGAAGCUGAAGGAGCAACAGCAGCAGCAGCAGGAGGAGACCGCGAGCAGCAGCAGCAGCGGCGUAUCGCCUUCCGGGAAUAACCGCAAGAAUCGGCACAGCAACAGAAAACAUACGAACAAAACGAAGGGCUUCCCUGAGAGCGAGUGCAGCGAGGAUAUCGUGGACGCAGGAAGCGGCGUGGGCUCUGUAAUUGUGGACAAUAAGGACUCUGAUCAAGCGGCAGACAUGAAGUUGAUCAAUAACAACAGCAGCAGCAGCAGCGCCUCUGAGAAGACUGGGCGUGUGAAGGCGAAUAAACGAAACAACAAAACCUCGAAGGCCAGGAACUGUCGACCGUUGUCUCCUGAGCAAGGCACUUUAGCUGAAACUGCCUCCACAACCACCCCCACAUCCACGAUCACAACCACCACCAGCAGCAGCAGCAGUCCCACCACAACCACCACGACGAGUGAAAGCGCUGUCCCAUCCAGCCCACAGACACUUGGAAGAGUUGGAGGUCGCGCAUCUGGGAGCUCGAACAAGCGAGACAAAGCUAAGAAGAGCCUAAGUGCUGGUGGACAACAUAGUUCUAUUGACGAUGAUAAUGAUGGUGGUGGUGGUGGCGGCAGCGGUGGUGGAGAUGGUGGUGGUGGUGGUGACAAUGUCAACCAUCAGCAUAAUUCUAAUCGUGGAAGCGGUGUCAAUGGAGCUCUGUUGGAUGAUUCGGCCGCGGAUAAGACGGUGUCUCUGCGGGAAAGCUGCGUGGAUGUUUCGAUGAUGGACUUGAGAAAUGUCGAUGAAUCUCAGUCCAACUCGAAGACUGCCAAGACUGGAUUGGCGGACCCAGCGUUCCUGAUACCGGCCGUGCCUCCGUCCUCCACCUCCCCGGGCUGUACGACGUCCGACGGGGAGGGCGGCAGCCUCGCCGCCGCUUCACUGCGCUCUUCUCCAAGCCCAGCGACGACAGCGACGACGGAAAUUUCGUCGGAACCGCAGCCGCAGCAGCAGCAGCAGCCGCAGCAGCAGUCGCCGCAGCCGCAGCAGCAGCAGCAGCGGCGGAGAAGAUCCUCGGGAGGAGCGGCGCUAGCGGCGGCGGCGGCGGCAGCAAUGGCCGGGACUGAGAUGGGAACCGGCCGGAAGCGUUGCGUGGCCGGGACGGCUCGUGACGCGAGCACGCUGACCGAGCCGGAGUGCCUGGGCCCUUGCGAUCCCGGCACCACGGUGUGCCUGGAAGGCAUCGUGUGGCACGAGACAUCGAGCUUGCUUGUUGUUAAUGUGGCGUGGAGAAAUAAAACGUACGUGGGGACGCUGCUGGACUGCACAAAGCACGACUGGGCUCCACCAAGGUUCUGCGAGUCGCCCGUGAGCGACGUGGAGGCUCGUGGCAACGGCGGCGGCGGCGGCAGCGGAGGUGGUGGCCGCGGGCGUGGCAAGCGAACCCGCGCGACCUCCAGCUCGGGCACGCUGGGCGAGCCGUGCGGCACGGGCGACGCUGCGCGGGUGGCCAUGCAGGGCAAGGGCCGCGGCAGCGGAGCGGGAAGCGCGGUCGGCGCUGGCGGCGGCGACGUUGCCGCCUCCUCUUCUGUCGGUACCGGCGGCGGAGGGAAGGGCCGUAGGGGCAACCUCACGUCGAACGGGCACUGGGGCUCGUUGCACCACGGCGAGAGCCCGCGGGUGGGCCCUGGCGGCAAACGGAAAGGCCGUCCCUCGUUGGAUAUGUCGGCGAUAUCUGGGGCGGCCGCCGCCGCAGUAGCGUCUUCAUUGCUGUCAUCGGCGCUGUCGAAGCAGCAGCAGCAGCAGCAGCAAGCGGCGAGCGAGGAGGGCACGCGGCCCGGCAAGCGGUUGCGGCUGAGCGCGGCGAGGACCGCGGCUGCGGGCUGCGGAGGGAACGGCGCCGGAUCCGGUGGCGCCGUGGCAGCCUCCGCCGACGGCGGUGCCGUGGAGCAAUUGGGCCUCACGCCGCCAUCGUCGUCGUCCUCGUCGUCUUCGUCUUCGUCCUCGUCGUCGUCAUCGCCCACGUUCAUCGACUGCCCGCACCCGAACUGCAACAAGAAGUACCGGCACAUCAACGGACUCAAGUACCACCAGGCGCACGCGCACCUGGAGAACGAGGACAAGGCGGACCCAGGCAGGGGCCGGGCGGACGAUGAGGGCGGCGGAGAUGGCGCCGCUGGCUUUGGCGCCCGUGCCUCCAGGGCGAACGGAAUGUUGGAGCAUGGGACGGGCGGCGGCGGGGUUAAGACCGAGUGCUCGGAGCGCUUGAAAGGCGCUCGGGCCGAGGAGAGCAUUGCCGGCUUGAACGGAGCAGACAACCCGAGCGGCGCUUCGCCGCCAGCGCUCGGCGGCAGAGCGAGGGGUCACGCGAAGAAAGUCAAGGGGGAGCCCGCGGACGCAUCGAGCGAACGAGCCGCAAACCCCGCUGUCGCCGAGGCCCCCAAGCCGGAAGCCGAACAUUCGGCCCGCGGCGCUUCCCGGCAGGAGGCGGACACGGAGGCGGUCAAGAAGGCGAGCGGCAUCAAAACGGAAGGCAAAAUGUCCCCGCAUAAGAACAGAACGGCCGCCGGUCAGGAGGCGUCGCCGGCGGGCAAGGGAGCAUUCGGCGCUCCCGGUGGCGGUGGCGUCGGCAGCUCGGUUCCGCCGGAAGCCGGCGACGAGACAAACGGCCCGCGCGCGAAAGACGCCCGCGCCAACAGCCCCUCGGAAGGCGCGGGAGCCUCCGCCGCCAACGCGCUGCUCGCCAAGGAAAAGAAGAAGAAGGACAAGAGGAAGUCGAAAGAGCGGGACGCCAAGGAGACGGUGAGCCUCAAGCUGAGCCUGAAGGUCAUCGGGCGGUCGGACGAGGCCAAGGAGGCAUCGGGAGGCGAGCUGCUGCAGUCGCUGAAGAAGGAUUACGUCGUCAAGACGGAGGGCCUGACCAACGGCUCGGCCGCCGCCGAGUCGCCCGAGAGGCGCAUCGCGAGCAUCAAGGAGGAGGCGGCGAAGGUCUACAGCUUCUCGGACAACACGCCGAGCCCCUGCAUCGGCGUCGGCUGCAAGGCCGAGGGCGCGCGCCCCCCCCACGUGCCCAACGGCAAGGCGGCGCCCGCGGCGGCCCAGCCGCAGGGCGCGGCCCUCCUCGGCUUGGAGGCACCGCCGGCCUCCAACGCCGGCAGCCCGGCCUACUCGGACAUCUCGGACGAGGAGGAGCGUGGCGGAGAGAAGUCGAAGAAGUCCUCCGCCGUCCCGAAGGGUCUGGGCUUCAGCGACGCCGAGCUCACGACGCUGGACACGCGCGCCCUCCGGAGCGACGACCCGGCCUUCUUCGGCAGCUACAGGCCGUACUUUUCCCCCGUGGAGCCGGCGCCGCAGAACGCGGCGGCCGAGGGCGGCGACGGAGAACCUCCCGCGGCCGCCGCGGCCGCCGUCCACAACGGCCAGAUGAUAAAGAAGGAGCACGAGGAGGCGGCGCCGCCGCCGCUGUGCAGCGAGCGCCAAGCGGUGAAGAGCGAGCGCGAGGAUACCCCCCCACCCUUGACUCAGCAGCUGUCCCGGCUGUCCCCACACAUGUCCAACUACCAGCAGUACAUGUACGGCUAUCCCUACAUGGAGCAGCAGCAGCAGCAUUAUGGCUCGGCUCCGCCGCUCGCCGGCGCCGACGAACAGGAGGCCUUGGCGAGGAAGCACGGCGGCGACAGGAAGGGAAGCGGCGCCGGCGGCGGCAAGCACCGCGCCAGGGACCUGUCGAACGGCGCCGACGGCGCAGCCAGGAGGAAGGCCCGCGCCGCUUUUGGUGGCGAGCGCGAGGCGAGCCCCAGGGACGAGUGGUCGCUGGGCGAGGCGCAGAGGGGAGAGGGCCUGGCGGCGAGGCAGAUGCAGGCCAACGAGGAGCAAGGGCUGAAGCAGAUGGUGGGAGCGGUGGAUCACUGCGGAGGCGGCCGCGAUCAGUACGCUCAGGAAUACGAGAUGAAUCGCUGGCAGCAGCUCUACUACAGCCAGUACCUGGAUCGGCAGCGCGCCGCCGAGAAGGAGCUGUGGAGGCGUGCGGAGAAGGAGCCCGACGUGAGCUUAGAGCAGCACGACUGGAAGGGCCCUUCGCUGCUCCGCGCGUGCCCCACGGAGCCGGUCGCCCCCGACGGACGUGGCAUGGGGCAGCAUAGCCGGGAGCUGCAGGGCAAACUGCCGCGGCCCUCGCAAGCGACCGCCCUGAGCCCCUCGCUGCAGGCCGGCAUGCCCGCCUCGUACGGGCAGAUGUGCGACUCGGGCCAUCCGGCCUACCGCGGGCUCUCUCCCAUGAUGAUGCACUUCUACACGGGGGGUUAUGUUCCACCAAACCUCUACUACUCGAGCUAUGGGAAGCUGCCGGGAAGUGAAGAGUUGGACCCGGAGCGACACGGCGACGGAAUGUUCAGCAUGAAGAUGGAACCGCAGAAGUCGAGAAAAUCGCCAGGCGCUGCCGAGAGGUCCUCCGCGGACAAAGAGAAGGACGCGGGCGGAGAAAAACGGAAGAGGGCGUCGAGUCCUCCACCUUCGAGACGGCAGCACGCCAUGACCCUCCAGGGCACGGGAUACCCCGACCCCAGCAGCCCCUACGACCACUACACAGGUGUAUCUGGCCCACCUGUCUUAUCACAGCCGCCUGCAUCUGCGACCGUUUCACAGCAAAGGUGAUAAAAGGCUGCGAAUUGACCUGAAGGAACAAUCAAUAUGCUGCAAAUUCAUGUGCAAAGGUGCAUAUGAUGACGACUCGUACUGUUGUGUAACAAACAUCAGUUUAAUGGUGUGUGGUUAAUCUGCCUUAACAGUAGGUGGGAUCGUUUUACUGGCGCUGUAUAAAAUAUCUUAUAAUAUCUUUUCAGUUUUUUUUUUAAUCUGUGAGCCUAAAAUUCACGAGUGAAAAUAUAAUAUUCGUCCACUAUAUUAAAGAUUGUCUUUGCCUCCAUUAAAACUGCCUCGUUCUUGCGAAAAAGCAUUAUCGAUUUUUCAUUUCUCAAGUUUUACAUAAAUUAUUAAACGGGAGUGGGUGGAGGCGGUUUGCAUUGUCUCGCGUUCAUCGCGUACCUGGUUGGAUUUGUCGUCGAAAUAAAUAAAUGCCGUGGAAAAGUGGCGUUACCUUUUUGUGGGACGGUUCGGCAAUUGAGAGAGGUGUACAGCUAUUGACUUUGCGACGCGACCUUUGCGAAGCGAGGCUAUAGCAUGCUUCAGUCUGGUGCCGAGUGGUUAAAGUGAGUGCUCAAAAUCAAUCCUGGUGCACAGCCACAUGGGGCAUCUUUUGUUUCUCCGCGUUUUUACCCGUAGACUACAUCCGGCAAUUUUAAUACCGCUGGGUUCGAUCAAUUGCUUUAAACUAUUCUUACUACGAGGAGCUCGCAUAGACUUUCAAAGGGAUGUUUCUUCAGUUGCUGGCUUUCUUUGUACCUCUACUUUUAAAGAAAAUUGUCAUAUUGAAAAAGGGACGUUUGCAAAAUGGAUUUAUUUGGAAGAUGGCUGGGUUGUUCAUGAAUUUCAGAUUUUCCUCCUGUGAUCUCGGGCCGAGCCAGCACAGCUAAGCCUAUGUGGUUAUAAUAUCAGGUGUUGAUAGUGCAACGACAACGUUUCAUGCUAUACAUUUUUUGUACUAUCCAUCAAUUCACCAGUGGCUCCAAAAACCCACCCACGUUGACGUUUGCAAUUGUUCUCGAAUCGAUCAUAACCACGAGUUGUAUUCUGACGUCAACGCUAAACAUUUGUUCAUGUCAGAAACAUCUGACCCGAGGUGGAACCACCACCAGGGUGAUCAGUGAGUGGGGCUUCACUCGUGAGCAGAAGCUUUGCGAGGUUAAAAUCCCACUGGGGAGGUCGAUUCGGCCAGUCGUCCACUACGUGGUCAAUAUAAAGAAUACCCGACUAUAUGGGAAAGUCUCCAGUGGGCUGUUCUAUAAAUAUAUGCACCCCUGGACACAGCAAUGUGGAAUGUCCACCGCUGCCUCGACCGGGAAUAGAUUAAGCCACUUCUGCCAUGCUUGUUAAAAGCAGGAAACCAAUUUAACUUGCUUUUACUUUUGAGUGAGGUGCUGGGGUGGGUUAAGCCUUGAUUUCAUGUCUUUAUCAAUACCUUUGUGUUAGAUUGCAUUGCAAGAUCGGUAGUUUCUAGCAAUGGAAGAGCAUUUUGCCCUAGGUCUAAUACCACUAGCACAAUAAUCAAAUAAUUCAUUACAAACACCAGCCGCCUUCUUAUGUUAGACGGUAUCUGAUUUGCCCCUUCUUUUAUCGGCAGUUCCAGGAAGAGGCUUCUGCGAACCAGCCUAGUCGAACAUUAUUGCAAUGAAUUAUGUAAAAUCAAUCGCUUGAAUGCCCAUAUGCACACACAAGCAAAUAUAAACAUGAAUACUGUAUCAUAUCUUCAUGCAGUGUUUACUGUUUGGUGUAUAUAAAUUAUUUACGCGAUAUGUAUAAUCCAUAAAGUAUUUAUCUCCUGUUCGCUAAAGCUACUCGUUAAAAAGUAACGUGCAUUGCCGCGUAAAAUUGAUGAAGCUUUGUCGAUAUGUAAUAUUCAUCACGUUUAUAUACGUGCAUCUGUAGAAUCCAAGUGACUUACCGACCGCAAUUUCAAUAAAAUACCAUCUUGUACGGUAGAUUUAUUUGGUAACAAAAACAAAACAACAAAAGGUGAAAGUGCACUAUUAAAAAAGAACUGCUUGAUGUCUAUCGUGAGCCUAGGAUCGUUUUAUAUUUCACAUUUGUUGGCGUACGAGCUAACGGUGAUUAAACAGUGUGUAUUUAUACGACGACGUGAUAAUUUAUGUUUCCGCAAGCGAAGUGUACGAAUAUUUAUUUCAAAUGUUGAUGACGGUUUCUUUUUGUUUUGGCUCAAUAUCACGUGGCGACUUGAGCGUGUCUAACCGUGUUCGACAAUGUCUUUUAAUAUUUAUAUUUAACGAGAGAAAAAAAACCGCCUGGUCCCCCUAAUACAGAAAUUAAAUCGGCUGGCGGUGAGAUGUAAGAAGAAAUAUUAAUCUACUGAAUUGACUUUGCUUUGUGCUCUUUAACGUUGCUAAACUCGCGCUUGUGCCAGCGAGCAAAGCAAUUGCAGGGGGGUGGGGUGGGCACUCCUUCUUUACCUCUUGUGUGAACUGAUUUUGGGUCAAGUAAUAGGAUUCGCCUACUCCUCCCAGCUAUUCGACGAAUUGUCACGAUCCCCGAGGUUGCGAUUCGAGUCGCUGUAAUGUUUUAAUUUUGUGCACCAUGUUUAUACAAUCUCAUUGGCUUCAUGAGAAUACUUUGCACGAACAAUUUAUUCUCACAUCCGCAACUUAAUUUUUUCGGCGCGCUUAGAAACGAUUUGGAUCCUCGAAAUCGAUCCAUCGUUACACGCCUACUGAUUUUGUCAACGUUUUAUUUGCACAGCAAUGGAAGCCUGCACACACAGACCAAUGCAUGCGUUUUUUUUUUACAAAUCCGCAUCCACGCAUCAACAACUCUGCGGCAUUACCCGCACCGCCUCCCGUAGGUUUUCGAGAUCGUACCGUGUGACUCCUUCCAAUUGUUUUUUUUUCAUUUUGGGGGGGGGGGGGGGGGUGGUGGAGGUUGUUUAACCGCGUGCUGUUGAUUGGCGCGAUGAACCGACAUUUCAAAUUCGUUUCAGCGGAAUGUCGCACCGAACGACGCACAGCAAGGUCCGAAAACGCAGCAGCGCGUAGCGUUUCGCGGCCGCGUUAGCCACGACCGGGGCCGCAUUCGCGAGCGGUCUCGCAGAUAAUUGGCAGGGAGAAUGUGGCGGGCCGGGGGAAAGGCAGUGGAAAUGGAGCCCCUUUUUGAUCGCUCGCUGCAGGAUGAAAGGACGCAACAAAAGCCCGGCGGGGACACCUGUUGGAACGAUUCAACCGCAAUUGGGCUUGAGGUUUCCAAAGGAGGGGGGCGAUGGGCAGGAAGAGCGAGCGAGAGAGAGGCCUGUUAAAGCCCGGGUUGCUCCAGGGGGUUAAACUACCACGACAACACCCUGGGAAAGGAAGGCCGGGGAGGUGGGUGCGGUGGCUUUUGUAGCGUCUUGAUCGUCUUGAUCGCGUGGUAGAAACUGUCAGGAGGGGGGGGGGGUUCGAAGGUUAAAAUGGGUUGUGGUCGCUGGGGGCAGCAGAUCGUUUCGUGAGGAGGAGGUGUCGGUCGCCUCGUUGUUGACGACGAUGAUGAUGCACGUCUCCCCCCCCCACCACCACCUCCACAAGAGUUAUUGUUUUGGCUGCGGAGGGAGAAUGACGCGCAGUGGUUUAACGUGACCACGACUGCACUGGAAACUCACGCGGUCGGCACGCCGUGAUUCGUCGAUUCGAAUGAAAGCAGCGCUGGGGGGUUGUAUGGGUCAUGGACUCGCACGGUCUAAGCAGCUAAUGAGCGCGUGUAAGAAUCAAUUAGUUCUGUGCAUGUUUAUUUUCUGUUUUGUUUCGUACAAGCAUUGUGGAGUCCACAGAUUCGUGCCACCUAAACAAUGUCGGUGAUCUUCUUGGUUCUUUCGGUAAA